AUGGAGUCUACGCUCUUCGCAGCUUUUGUGACUGCCAAAUGGUCCAACAUGUCUCACCAAAGUAUAUCUGUCAUAAAUUUGACAGGUACAAAACUCUUCAGUUUCUUUAAAAAUAGAAAAAAAAACCAUGCUACGAUCGAUAAAUUCAACGGCAAGCGUAACCUUUACACAUUUUUUGGUUCGAUCCAAGUUUUAGGUGUUGCUCAAAACCCACGUGACCUGCUUGCUUACCAUUAUCUGAAUAAUCUCUGUAUCGUUUCGUCCGUACCGAUGGUUCAGCUAUUAAAGACUAACUUUACAUACAACUACGACUUCUACACUACCUCGGUCGCAUACCUUAAUCGCUAUCCAAAUCCCUAUGCCAAACAUGUGCUCAGUUCCGACACAUUAGACUCUUUUGUCGAUGAUGAAGGAAGACUUCAUACUACCAGACUAGUCGUGAAAACAGGGCUGUUGCCUGAGUUUAUCAUGCCAUAUUUAGGUUCAAGUGUCCAAUCAUGGGUGAUUGAAAAAUCUGUCAUUGAUCCAAAGCGACAGGAAGUCAGUGCCUAUAGCGCCAACGUUGAUCAUCAUAGAUUUGUAAAGGUGGAAGAGUUUUUGAAGUAUAGCUGCAAAGGAAAUAUGACCAGGCUUGAAUGCAACGUGCGCUUUCUGUCUAAAUUUUUUGGAUUCAAGAAGCGAAUUGAAAACUGGACUAAGGAGAAGUUCUCCAAAAAUUUGCAUAACCUGACUGAGGGCUUCAUGUACGUCAUCAGUAGGGUAGGGGGCUUGAGCAGCACACAGAGCGAGCAAACGAUAUGA
This is a messenger RNA of Australozyma saopauloensis, 801 nucleotides long. RefSeq lists its product as uncharacterized. The record is from RefSeq and is a predicted model, not a curated record. Bases 1 to 801 code for a protein of 266 amino acids. NCBI's taxonomy places the organism in Eukaryota, Fungi, Ascomycota, Pichiomycetes, Serinales, Metschnikowiaceae. Gene Ontology annotation, molecular function: phosphatidic acid transfer activity. Gene Ontology annotation, biological process: phospholipid transport. Gene Ontology annotation, cellular component: mitochondrial intermembrane space. The transcript has a single exon.